This is a messenger RNA of Manihot esculenta (cassava), 2762 nucleotides long. RefSeq names its product CLP protease regulatory subunit CLPX1, mitochondrial. The record is from RefSeq and is a predicted model, not a curated record. Gene Ontology annotation, molecular function: ATP-dependent protein folding chaperone; ATP hydrolysis activity; ATP binding. Bases 123 to 2252 code for a protein of 709 amino acids. Lineage: Eukaryota; Viridiplantae; Streptophyta; Magnoliopsida; Malpighiales; Euphorbiaceae. Gene Ontology annotation, biological process: proteolysis; protein catabolic process; protein folding. The transcript has 15 exons. Gene Ontology annotation, cellular component: mitochondrial matrix.
AAAAGAAAUUUCUCUCUCUCCGUCUUCUUUCUUCUUCAGCAUUUCUGUAUUAUAAGUGUCUUCUUAAUUUCUUCCAUUUUCUUCUGUAUAGAUCUGUUUCUCUUCUUGAAUAUCUUCUAAUUAUGUCUGCCAUGGGAAGAUGGAAGAAGCUCAACCACAUUCCUCUCGUUUUUUCCCCUCCAUAUCGCUCUGUGCACCGCUUCUCCACAGUCUACACCCAUUUGAACUAUCUCAACGUCGGAUGCAACCGCCGGCGAGACCCUUUCGUCGGGUUUCAAGAGAGAUACAAGUGGGACAAUGGCUUUGGUUCUGCUGGAGGUGGUGGGAAUUCCAAUGGUGGUGAUUCUGAUAUUCGCAAAAUUAGGGCUGAAACUAAUUGCCCACGCUGUUACAAGCACAUGGAUCUCCUCUUCUCUAAUCGUCACUUUGCUUCUCCUAGUCUAGAUUUGAAUCCAAUUCACCAUUACUCCAAUCGUGGAGGACCUAAUAAUAGUAGUUCUGAUCAUAAUAAUGAUAAAAAUGAUUCUAGUUCUAGCAGCAGCAGCUUUCAGGCCGUUAAUUUUUGCUUCAGUUGUAAAACCGCCUAUUACUUCCGUCCUUACAAGAAUGCUCCUCUUCAGGGUAGCUUUAUUGAAAUUGGCAGAGUUAGUAACAAUAAUUCUAAACCGAAGAACCGAAAUUCCUCCACCAAACAAUCCAAUAGCGCUACUGAGAAUUACACUAAUGCUAUUAGUAAAAGACUCAGGGCCUCCUUUUGGGAUACUUUCAGAACCUAUGCGGGAGACCCACCUGGGAAUUGUCCUCCCCCUGGUGGGAAUGUCCUGGCCGUUCAUACUCCACCUGCCUCGCCAUUUGCUCCGGGGGUUAAUGUGAUUAGAGCCAGCGGACCAGGUGGAGGAGCUGGCUCAAAUGGUGGUGGUAAUGGUGGAGCAGCUGGAGGAGGAGAAAGGAGUGGUGGAUGGGGUGGAUCUAAUUUGGGGAAGGAUUUGCCUACGCCGAAGGAGAUUCGCAAGGGUCUUGAUAAGUUCGUUAUUGGUCAAAACAGAGCCAAAAAGGUGCUUUCAGUAGCCGUCUACAAUCACUAUAAGAGGAUUUACCAUGCCUCUUUGCAGAAAGGGUUAGUAGCAGAAUCAGGAAUUUCAGAUGCAAGAGAUGAUGAUGAUGAUAAUGUGGAGCUAGAAAAGAGCAAUGUGCUCUUGAUGGGUCCAACUGGCUCAGGCAAGACAUUGCUUGCAAAAACACUAGCGCGCUUUGUUAAUGUCCCAUUUGUCAUUGCUGAUGCAACAGCCUUAACUCAGGCUGGUUAUGUUGGUGAAGAUGUUGAGUCCAUAUUGUAUAAAUUACUCACGGCAGCUGGGUUCAAUGUGCAAGCAGCUCAGCAAGGGAUAGUCUACAUUGAUGAAGUUGAUAAGAUAACUAAGAAGGCUGAGAGCUUACACAUUAGCAGAGAUGUUUCAGGUGAGGGUGUCCAGCAGGCUUUGUUGAAGAUGCUAGAAGGAAAUAUAGUGAAUGUUCCUGAGAAGGGGGCAAGGAAGCAUCCUCGGGGGGAUAACAUACAGAUAGAUACAAAAGAUAUCCUGUUUAUAGUUGGUGGAGCAUUUGUGGAUCUUGAUAAGACUGUUUCGGAGAGGCGGCAAGAUUCAUCAAUUGGAUUUGGGGCACCUAUUCGUGCUAAUAUGAGAGCAAGUGGAAUAACUAAUGCUGCAGUCACAUCAUCUUUGCUUGAAUCUGCUGAAAGUACUGAUCUUGUAGCAUAUGGCCUUAUACCAGAAUUUAUUAGUCGUUUUCCUAUAUUAGUUAGCUUGUCAGCUCUUACUGAAGACCAACUUGUGCAGGUCCUCACAGAACCAAAAAAUGCUCUAGGAAAGCAGUACAAGAAAUUAUUUAGCAUGAAUAACGUGAAGCUACAUUUUACAGAGAAAGCACUAAGAUUGAUUGCCCAAAAGGCACUGGCUAAGAAUACUGGUGCUAGGGGUUUAAGAGCCAUACUAGAGAGUAUUCUAACUGAAGCAAUGUAUGAGAUUCCUGAUUUAGAAACAGGAAGGGAUAGAGUAGAUGCCGUUGCAGUCGAUGAAGAGUCUGUAGGUUCAGUAAAAGCUCCUGGAUGUGGCGGAAAAAUUCUUCGAGGGGAUGGUGCAUUGGAGCGCUACCUUGCAGAAUACAAGCUGAAGGAAUCAGGGGAAAAUGAUAAGACUGCUGAUGCAGAGUUGCAAGGUGAAUCAGAAGUAUCAUCAAGGGCCAUGAGUAUGUAAGCAAAUACCAUACGGCAGUCAGUCAUAGUUAAUAUGGUAUAUUCCCUGGUCAGAACAAGACAUUCCGGUUUAAGGUUCAGAGGGAUUGGAGCCGAAAUCAGAAACAAAGAGUCUCUUAGUUCCGGUUUAAUUCCAAUUUGAAAUUUUCAUAUAAUUUUUUUUUUUUACAUCUCUCAAGGAAAGAAUAUCUGAUUCUAAACGAACCAGCCAGUUCAAGGCCAGUUUUGGUCAAACUUUAUCCGGCUUCGAUUUCGGCUUCAGAUUUGACUGGUUCGGUCCUGAUUCCAAACUGGACCAUUACCAGGCAUAAUUGUUACGAUUUGUAAAAUUGAUGUUUCGAUUUGUAAAAGUCACAUUUCUUAAUUGGAUGUAAUUAUAACGUGGCAUCUGAUGAGAAAAAGAGGAAUUGAUAAAAGAAAAAAUGUACAUUGCUAGUUUAAGCAGCAGUAUGUACAAAACUUAAAGCUUAAUUUGAUUAAAGAAAUGUACAUUAUCAGUUCCCAACAUAAU